AUGUCAUUCUGUAGCUUUGCUUCUCUUCUUGGGGGGGCUUGUGGUGCAAGUUCUGAAAAUCCAAACGUGGCUGACUUUGUCGAAUUGAAAGACUGUACUAGGGAUGUUACAGCUCACCUGAAGUGUUGUAACAUUUUGACGGAUGUUGAAAGCGUCAACAACGAAAGGAAAUUAUUACUCACACGGGCAGGUUAGUAAAGAUCAUUUUGAUUUACAAUUUUCGAUUACGACAUGAAUACAUACCCACUAUUCACUUCUACAGCAUUAAUUUACUAAUUAAGUUUUCUUUACCAGGGAUUUUCAUCGCACAGGAAUGUCAGUUGCAUAUGACGGUAUGCCCUAAACACAGAGACGCGUACGGUACUCGCUGGCGAACAGGCAAGACUAGAUGUUGCGUUCCAGCAGAAGUAGCGGGUCACAAGUCGACAACCUGUCGAGGUGAUCGUGGAAUUGACAGAAAACAAUCUUGUUUUGUUUUUAAAGAAACUGGAAUGCUCGUCCCAGUUGGGUCGCGU
Molecule: messenger RNA, 515 nt
Organism: Porites lobata
Lineage: Eukaryota; Metazoa; Cnidaria; Anthozoa; Scleractinia; Poritidae
Source: the annotation of a GenBank genome assembly